ACGAUAGGAACGCCUGGUGGUAGAGGAUUUUCAAUAAGUUAGAAAAUUAAAAAUAGCGGAAUAGUGAAAAGUAGAUGAAAAAUGUUGCUUGAGAUUUGCGUCGAUUCGGUCCAAUCUGCAAUAAAUGCUGAGAAAGGAGGAGCUAGUCGAGUUGAACUGUGUGCAAAUCUUAUGGAGGGAGGUACCACUCCUAGCCUUGGGAUGCUUAAAAUAAUAAAGAAACUAGUAUCUGUCCCUGUUUUCGUGAUAAUCAGACCAAGAGGAGGGGACUUCGUGUAUAGUGAAUCUGAGUUUUGGGUGAUGAAAGAGGAUCUGAAAUGUUUGAAGAGUGAGGGAGCUGAUGGUAUAGUCUUGGGUAUACUUGAAGCAAAUGGGGAAAUAGAUAGAGAAAGGUGUCAAGAACUGAUUGAUAUCUCAAGACCUCUUCCAGUCACAUUUCACAGAGCAUUUGACAUGGUUAGAGAUCCUGUCCUCUCUCUGGAUAUACUUGUUUCCAUGGGCGUUGAGAGGAUUCUAACAAGUGGCCUGGACUCCACAGCACUUGAGGGUCUGCCAAUAAUAAAAAUACUUGUUGAACAUGCAAACAAAAGGAUUAUUAUUAUGCCAGGUGGUGGAAUAACUGAGAGAAACUUAGAGCGUAUAGUGCAAGGCUCUGGAGCCGUGGAGUUCCACUGUUCUGCAAGGGAAUCGGUUGAUUCACCAGUACAGAAAGAGUGCAGAAGAAGUAAUGUGUUUAUGGGCGGGGCCUUAAGACCGCCCGAGUUUCUUCACAAGUAUACCGGGGAAAAUAUGGUGAAAAGACUUUGCGCAAUUGUAUCGCAAUCACGGUAAUCAUAGGAUGAGACAGGCAAUGAAGUGCUACAGUCAUGCUCGCAAAUCCAGUGUUCAGACAAGGUGAAUAGACGAGAAUCUUUAUUGAA
This is a messenger RNA of Nematostella vectensis (starlet sea anemone), 920 nucleotides long. RefSeq names its product copper homeostasis protein cutC homolog. Gene Ontology annotation, molecular function: copper ion binding. The coding region runs from base 82 to 831 and encodes 249 amino acids. The record is from RefSeq and is a predicted model, not a curated record. The transcript is spliced from 8 exons. Lineage: Eukaryota; Metazoa; Cnidaria; Anthozoa; Actiniaria; Edwardsiidae.